GGUAAAAUGGCGUCGGGUGCCAUUUCGGCCGAGUGUAAGAAGAUUUCAGAAUUAAGGGUAGUUGAUCUUAAAUCCGAGCUCAAACGGAGGAAUUUGGACACAGCUGGUGUAAAAAGUGUUCUCAUUGCAAGACUUAAACAGGCUAUUGAGGAUGAAGGUGGUGACCCAGAAAACUUUCAAACCCAGCUUCCAAGUGACACAAUAACUAGGAAAAGUGGAAAGGCAAAAGGGAAGAAAGUCGAAUCUGAUGUGGACACCGCAGCAGAAGAAGACACCCUUUCCAAGGAAAAUGAAGAGUAUGAAUCAGAAAAGGAUGUAACUGAUACAGAUGAUGGUACUCGUGAAAAAUCUAAGCCUCCACCCUGCGAGGACAGCCUUGCUUACUCUGAGCCUGAACCAGAGUCUGAAGCUGUGGCGGCUGAAGCUGAUUCAGAGCCAGAGCCGGAUCCAGAUCCAGAGGUCGAUGCAGAGGCGGAUGAGGAAGCAGACAUAGACGCAGAGAAUGAAGAAGCUGAGAUGGAUGCCGAGGCCAUGAGCUCCUCAAAAGAACAUGAAGACGAUCACCUAUCCGUCUCAAUCCCAAAUGAAGAUGCCAUCACCCUAGAUGUUGAUGGCGACGACCUCCUGGAAACAGGUAAACAUGUGAAACUUCCAGAUUCAGAGGCAGAGAAAGGCACUGAUGAGCCAGAGGCCUCUGCGGAGAUGGAUCCAGAUGAUGACAUGAAGGACGAAGAGCUGGAGGGCCAGAGCGAUGGUAAGAAAGAUGACUCCAGAGGUGAUCCCAUGAAGAAAGACGGCAGAGACGCCUUGAAGAAAGCCGAAACCGGAGAUAAAGAAAAGGAUUCUGGGAAGAAAGGCCCCUCUGCAACUGGGGCAUCAGGUCGCGCUAAGAGUUCUUCAAGCGACAGAGAUGGAAAAGCUGCAAAAGAUGAAAAGGCAGCUGUUGGAAGUAACAGCUCUUCUCGUAAUGUAUGGGUGAGCGGCCUGUCUUCAAACACCAAAGCAGCUGAUCUGAAGAACCUGUUUGGCAAAUAUGGGAAGGUUUUAAGCGCCAAGGUGGUUACAAAUGCUCGUAGUCCUGGUUCAAAAUGUUAUGGAUUAGUGACGAUGUCUUCGAGUACGGAGGUGGCGCGAUGCAUCUCUCAUCUUGACUGCACAGAGCUCCAUGGACAACAGAUAUAUGUUGAAAGGGCCAAAAAUGAUCCAUUCAAAAAGGAGCCAUCAAAGAAAGAAAUGGAAGAAAAAGCAGGUUCCAGCAAAUUAACUGACAAACGUACCUCCACUGGGACAAAACUGACAAACAAAACACAGCUAUCUCAUAAAAAAGAAGAAAAAAAAUCUGAUAAAAUGUUGGAAAAGGACAAAGAUUUAAGCAAGAACCUUGAGGCCAAAAGUGGAAAAUCAGAUUCCGUUUCAUCUGGCUCGGAACAAGAAUCCUCAAAAAGAGAUGACCGAAAGCAUGGACGGUCAAAGAGCCCAAACAAGAUGAUGGAUUUCCCUUAUCCCAAAAGGCAUUUCAAUUUUGGCAGGAAUAGACCUUUCAGAAGGGGAAGAUAUUUUGAGAAGCCCUUUUUCAAUCCCAAUUUUCAAAGAAGACCAAAGUGGUUGAUUCCUCCUGAAGAGUUGGAGAUGAUUAGAGAGAAACAGCGAACUUUUCCCAACAAAAUGGAAGAUGGAGAUAUCUUGCCUUUUGAAAAGAUGAAGGAGCAGAAGGAGCAGAGAAUGCGUGAACGCAUGGUUCGUCUGGAGCGUGUCCGUAGAGCUGUGGACUUGCGCAGGAAGCGUGAAAUGGCAGAACAUGAACGGCGGGAACGUGAGCGGAUCCGUUUGUUGCGGGAGCGUGAAGAACGGGAGAACCUACUCCGGGAGCGCCAGAGACUGGAGAUGGAGAGACAAAAACUGGAAAGGGAACGCUUGGAGCGAGAGAGGCUUGAGAGGGAGAGAAUUCGCAUAGAGCAGGAAAGGCGCAAGGAGGCAGAGCGCAUGGCACGUGAGCGCGAGGAGCUUCGGAGGCAGCAGGAGCAUCUCCGGUUUGAGCAAGAAAAGAGAAACACCCUCAAGAGAGGCCGGGAGGCGGAAAACGGUCGGAGGGAUGAUCCUUACUGGAAUGGGAACAAGAAGAUGCAGUCGGGGUCAGAUGUCCGUAUGAACCAGGGCUCAAACUUCAACAGGCAACAGAACCGCUUUUCAAACUUUAAUUCUCGUGAAAGGGGUCGUUUUCCAGAUGCCGCUGACCAACAUCCCAACACAUAUGACAGACGCAACAGGUUUGAGGGCGAGCCAGAGGCGAAGAAGAGUAGGCUUGCUCCUCACAGGGCGGCAGAGGGCUCAGGCUUUGAUCGCUUCCCCAAGAACUUUGACACAGUCCGCAGAGCUGAGGCGCCGCCUCCACGCGGUGAAGUGCGGGAUACAGACCGCAGAGACAGAGAUGACAGACGCCCUGCACCAAUUCAUGAUCGCCCUUUGGGGGCAAGAGGUACAAUGCCCACCAUGUCACACAGUCGCGCACAGAGAGAUGGAGGACACGGAUGGAAGAAUGAGGGAGCAAUAAACUCAAACAAGGGAGACAUAAGAGGACCCAUCCGCAUGCGCUCAGAGCGACCAGGCAGAGAUGGUCCAGGUCCGGUUCUGAGAGGAGGCACCUCAGCCCGAGGAAGGAGCAGCUUUAAUGAUCGAGAUGAACGGAGACCCAUGGUGAUGAAUGAUCAGCCAUUUACAUCCGGUCGCCAGGUUGUGGUGCAGCGACACAGCAGGGAUGAAGGACUGAGGAAGGACUGGCAUGGUGGUUCAAGCUCCCAGGGAGGUGGCUUCCCUGAUAAUCGCAGAAUGGGAGACACUCGGGGCAGCAUGAUGGCUACUAGUCACUCCUCAUCAGGAAUGAGUCGAAUUGUACAGAUCACAAACAACUCCCUUUCCAGCGGCUCUGUUGGUGGAUUCAAGACUUUCAAAGGAACACCUCGGCCGUUCUAACAGCAACCAGAUUUUGCCACUUAAAAGAAUCUGAGAAGACUUUUUGGAACUCUUUAUUUUUAUUUGUAGAAAAAUCAGUUUUCGGCGGCACAUUUGUGGCCAUGAAGUAACACUAUUUUACUAUGUAUAGACAUGGUGUUUACCCCAGUGUAGGGUUUUCCUGGCAGUUCUGCUGUUGUCAUCAAACAAACCUGUGCACAAUUUUACUAUUUAGGAAGGUAUUGUACAGUCCUAGGUCUUUGUAAGUUUGCAAGUGAUGACUUCUUAUCGAGUGUUGUCUGUACAUUUUCAACAGCGUAGUGUUACACUCAGUUUUCCUCUGUAAUGUCUUAUUUUAGUGAACUAUAAAGCUAUAUGGAUAACCAGCUCAUUUGAAUGUUUUGCUGAAGAACUUUUUUUUUUUUAAGUCAUGCUUGUGGGUGGCUGCCUGAUUUUAUUUAGAUUUGGCUGAGAAAGAUGUGUAAAUCUGUAAAAAGACCCUGCGUAGUUGCAAAUGGAUUCUUCUUAACCUCUCGCAAGGCACCAUCUUUAUGUCCGUGUGAAAUGAAAUCUUGACUUUAAACUGUUACUAUCGAACUUUCAGUGAAGUCAGAUGGCCGUUAAAGAAAAAAGUUCAAUAACUGCUUCUGGUUCUCAGUCAAUUAUUUUUACGAUUUACUUUUGGCAAGGCGCAUAUUGUUGAGGUAUUUUGUCUUGGAUUAUUGAACCUUCCCAUAGAAGCACAAAGUAAUUCUGUUGCAAGAUGCAGAAUGUUGAAUCUCCAUCUGGUCAGAAACCUUAAUGUUUCCUAACCUAAAAAGAAGAGUCGGUAUUUGGUCAGCCGUGACUUCAACCAAUACUUUUGUCAGGAGGUACUUUUAUAAUGUCCAUUUAGUCAUUUCAGUGUUAUUUAUUUUCUUCAUGCAGUUUUGAAACCUGUAAAGCUUCUUUUUCCUUUUGGACCAAUAAACAUCCAGGACUGUUGUGCAUGUACUAAGACUCGCUCCAUAUUCUCCUUUAUGUACAUAUCUGUGUGGGUUCAUGCUUCAUUAAACUGAGUGAAUUUCUCAUA
Molecule: messenger RNA, 4021 nt
Organism: Cololabis saira (Pacific saury)
Lineage: Eukaryota; Metazoa; Chordata; Actinopteri; Beloniformes; Belonidae
Gene: sltm
Product: SAFB-like, transcription modulator
Exons: 20
Coding region: 7-2970 (987 amino acids)
Biological process (GO): regulation of mRNA processing; regulation of transcription by RNA polymerase II
Cellular component (GO): nucleus
Molecular function (GO): sequence-specific DNA binding; RNA binding
Source: RefSeq, a predicted model, not a curated record